Python bivittatus (Burmese python) is the source of this 2385-nucleotide messenger RNA. Lineage: Eukaryota; Metazoa; Chordata; Lepidosauria; Squamata; Pythonidae. The record is from RefSeq and is a predicted model, not a curated record.
UUUCACUUUGCAAAUUAAGAUCUUCCUUUUUGGGAGUUAACUAUUUGUUGUCUACUCUACUCCUUGCUGACCAGAGGAAUAUUUGACAAUGAUUGGCAUCAGAAAACUAUGACUUCAGGAACGAAUGCUUGGACCUAAUAUAAAAGUAACUGGCCUUAAAUUGAUUAGGAACCAUAGUAAGAAAACUUCAGAGAAUCUCCAUAAUCAAAUUACAUCAGAAAUUCAACCAUGUAUGGAAGUGCUCGAUCAGUUGGGAAAAUUGAGCCAAGUAGCCAGAGCCCUGGGCGUUCACCAAGGCUGCCACGUUCACCAAGAUUGGGCCAUCGUCGAACCAACAGUACAGGGGGCAGCUCUGGAAGUAGUACUGGAGGUGGAAGUGGUAAAACACUUUCAAUGGAAAAUAUCCAAUCCUUAAAUGCUGCCUAUGCCACAUCAGGCCCUAUGUAUCUAAGUGACCAUGAGAAUGUGGGUACAGACACACCUAAAAGCACCAUGACUCUUGGCCGAUCUGGGGGGCGUUUGCCUUAUGGUGUUAGGAUGACUGCUAUGGGCAGCAGCCCCAACAUUGCCAGUAGUGGGGUUGCCAGUGAUACUAUUGCAUUUGGAGAACAUCAUCUUCCUCCUGUGAGUAUGGCCUCUACAGUGCCUCAUUCACUGCGCCAAGCUAGGGACAAUACAAUAAUGGACUUGCAGACACAAUUAAAGGAAGUGCUCCGGGAAAAUGAUCUAUUGCGAAAGGAUGUAGAAGUGAAAGAAAGCAAACUUAGCUCUUCCAUGAACAGUAUCAAGACAUUCUGGAGUCCUGAGCUGAAGAAAGAAAGGGCCUUGAGGAAAGAUGAAGCAUCCAAAAUCACUAUUUGGAAAGAACAGUAUCGAGUGGUUCAGGAAGAAAAUCAGCAUAUGCAGAUGACAAUUCAAGCUCUUCAGGAUGAGCUUAGGAUCCAGAGGGACCUGAACCAGCUUUUCCAGCAAGACACCAGUAGUAGAUCCAGUGAACCAUUUGUUACAGAACUUACAGAAGAAAACUUCCAACGGCUUCAUGCAGAGCAUGAGCGUCAAGCCAAGGAACUCUUCUUGCUACGCAAAACCCUGGAAGAAAUGGAGUUGCGCAUUGAGACUCAGAAACAGACCUUAAAUGCUCGUGAUGAGUCAAUAAAAAAGUUACUGGAAAUGCUGCAAAGCAAGGGAUUGUCUGCAAAAGCCACAGAGGAAGAUCACGAGCGUACAAGAAGAUUAGCAGAGGCUGAAAUGCAUGUUCACCACCUGGAAACCUUACUAGAGCAAAAGGAAAAGGAAAACAGCUUGCUCAGAGAAGAGAUGCACCGUCGUUUUGAAAAUGCUCCUGAUUCUGCCAAGACUAAAGCUUUGCAGACUGUUAUAGAGAUGAAGGAUUCUAAGAUUUCUUCUAUGGAACGUGGACUCCGAGAUUUGGAAGAAGAAAUCCAAAUGUUGAAGUCAAAUGGUGCACUCAGCACAGAGGAACGUGAAGAAGAAAUGAAACAAAUGGAGGUGUAUCGUAGCCAUUCCAAAUUUAUGAAAAACAAGGUAGAGCAACUGAAGGAAGAGCUAAAUGCCAAAGAGGCUCAAGGGGAAGAACUGAAAAAAAGAAUGGCUGGUCUCCAGACUGAGAUUGGUCAAGUGAAACAGGAACUAUCACGGAAAGAUACAGAGUUGCUGGCUUUACAGACAAAAUUGGAAACCCUCACAAACCAAUUUUCUGAUAGCAAGCAACAUAUUGAUGUACUCAAGGAAUCCCUCACAGCAAAAGAACAGCGAGCUGCCAUCUUGCAAACAGAGGUAGAUGCUCUUCGGUUACGUCUGGAAGAGAAGGAGACAAUGCUGAAUAAAAAGACUAAGCAAAUUCAAGAGAUGGCUGAGGAGAAGGGAACUCAAGCUGGAGAGAUUCAUGAUCUUAAGGAUAUGCUUGAUGUGAAAGAACGCAAGGUUAACAUUCUUCAAAAAAAGAUUGAAAAUCUUCAGGAGCAAUUAAGAGACAAAGAGAAACAAAUGAGCAGUUUGAAAGAGAGGGUGAAAUCCCUGCAGGCUGAUACCACUAACACCGAUACCGCCUUGACCACGCUAGAGGAAGCGCUCGCAGAAAAGGAGCGUACUAUUGAGCGUCUCAAGGAGCAGCGUGACAGAGAUGAGCGAGAAAAACAAGAAGAGAUUGAUAACUAUAAAAAAGAUAUUAAAGACCUUAAAGAGAAAGUCAGCGUCUUGCAAGCAGAUCUUUCAGAGAAGGAGACUACACUCCUGGAUUUGAAGGAACAUGCCUCGUCGUUAGCAUCAUCAGGAUUGAAAAAAGACUCUAGACUGAAGACAUUAGAAAUUGCCUUGGAGCAAAAGAAGGAAGAAUGUCUGAAAUUUGAAUCUCAGUUGAAAAAG